Molecule: messenger RNA, 2047 nt
Organism: Cataglyphis hispanica
Lineage: Eukaryota; Metazoa; Arthropoda; Insecta; Hymenoptera; Formicidae
Product: putative lipid scramblase CLPTM1
Exons: 6
Coding region: 28-1950 (640 amino acids)
Cellular component (GO): endomembrane system; membrane
Source: RefSeq, a predicted model, not a curated record
CAAGCAGGCACGAGACCUGACAGAAAGAUGGUGGUUACUGGAGAUGAUUGUCGUGACGGUGCGGAAGUAAAUGUUACAGAAAACAUGGAUAACAGCCAGCCUAACGUUGAAUUGGUUCCAAGAACGGAACAAAAUAACGACGAGAGAAAUGAAAUUGCAGAAGAUGAUGAACAAAGAAGAAAACCUCAACCGUCACGUUUAGAAUCGUUCUUUGCCAUAACAAAAUCAUUAAUUAUACGAGCUCUUAUAAUUUAUUUUAUUAGUAGCUUCUUUAGACGCCCUGAUAAUAAUUCCAAGUCUCCCAAUGCUAUUAGUGAUACACGUUUACAAGCUGUAAAUAUAUUUCCCAAUGGAACAUUGUUUGACCUUAAUGUUUAUCUAUCGGAAUUUGAGAAUUUUAAACAAUUCAACGAUCCACAAUCAUUAAUUUGGUUCGAAGAAGGACUGAUUUAUGGGGAUUGGUAUAGCGGACCGAAUCAAGAUGGGUCCAAAACAUUCGAGUACUCGUUUGUUCCUUCAGAACAUUUAAAGCAAAAUGGCUCUAUUUAUCUUCAUAUAUAUGUAACAAAAAGUGGAAAAUCACCAAAUCCUAAAGCGGGCAAGGGAAUUUAUGCUGGUGAUUAUAUAGCCUACUCGAGAAAAAUGUUAAAUAAGUUUAAAAAAAUUAAAUAUCAGAAAAGACACAAUUUAUUAACUGGUGAAAGUACUGCUAGUAAAGAGGAAAUAGCAAAAGCUGAAUUAAUGAACCAAGAAUACGUGUCACAUUGGCAUCCAAAUUUAACCAUUAAUUUAGUGGUAGAUCAAACUAAUUGGGUAUAUGGUCAAGUACCGCAACCAUUAGAUGAAUAUGUACAUUUCUUACCUGGUGGAAAUGCAUAUAAACCAAUAAUAUAUAUGAACGAUUUUUGGAACAUGCAACGGGAUUAUCAGCCAUUGAAUAAUACUGUAGAACAAUUAGAACUCAGAUUGACUUAUCAGCCACUUUCAUUAUUUAAGUGGCAAAUUUAUGCAGCUCAAUCUGUUAGAAAUAAAUGGACAUCAUCAAUUAUGGGAGAAGCAUCUGACGAGGAUGAUAACGAUCAAGAUACCUUGAAGGAAACUUUACUUGAAACAAAUCCAUAUCUACUAGGAUUGACUAUAAUAGUGUCAAUUUUACAUAGUGUAUUUGAAUUUUUAGCAUUUAAGAAUGAUAUUCAAUUCUGGAAUAAUCGGAAGUCCUUGGAAGGUCUGUCUGUUCGCUCUGUAUUUUUCAAUGUAUUCCAAUCUCUUGUUGUUCUUCUUUAUGUUUUGGACAAUGAGACAAACACAGUUGUGCGUAUCAGCUGUGCAAUUGGUUUAUGCAUUGAAAUAUGGAAGAUAAACAAAGUUAUAGACAUUAACAUUAAUAGAGAAGUAAAAAUACUUAGAAUCUUUCCAAAGAUAUCAUUCCAAGAUAAGGGAUCAUAUGUGGAAUCUUCUACAAAGGAAUACGAUAGACUUGCCUUUAAAUAUCUCUCAUGGGCCUUGUACCCUCUGUUAGGUGGAUAUGCGAUUUAUUCUUUAAUGUACUUGGAACAUAAGGGAUGGUAUUCUUGGAUUCUCAAUAUGCUAUACGGAUUUCUAUUAACUUUCGGAUUCAUCAUGAUGACGCCGCAAUUGUUUAUUAAUUACAAACUGAAGAGCGUCGCACAUCUUCCAUGGCGUAUGCUUUCGUACAAAUUCCUAAAUACAUUCAUCGACGAUAUCUUUGCAUUUGUGAUAAAAAUGCCGACCUUGUAUAGGCUCGGCUGCUUCCGCGAUGAUAUUGUUUUCUGCAUAUUUUUGUACCAAAGAUGGAUAUACAAGACCGAUCAUACUAGGGUGAAUGAAUUUGGUUUUUCCGGGGAGAUGGAAAUACAGCUGGCAGAAAGUAAGAAACAGGCAGCAAUCAAUGAUCGCUCGAAAGACGAAGUAGCGAAAAAAAAUGAAUAAUAUUUGUGAUGUUUAAGUUAAGCAUCGAUCGUAUACGUUAUAUUCUAUAUUGUUUCGAGAAUCAAUAAAAUCGUCCGAUACCAAAGGAAAAUAAUUA